Molecule: messenger RNA, 2121 nt
Organism: Diaporthe citri
Lineage: Eukaryota; Fungi; Ascomycota; Sordariomycetes; Diaporthales; Diaporthaceae
Exons: 10
Coding region: 1-2121 (706 amino acids)
Molecular function (GO): heme binding; iron ion binding; monooxygenase activity
Source: RefSeq, a predicted model, not a curated record
AUGGCCGCGACACUCGAAAGCUUCAAGGGAAGUAUUUUCUUGCGGGAGAUCAGCCCAGUCUCUUUUUGCAAUGCUGCAGUCUCGAACAUCUACUAUGCCGCGCUAUGGUACUCCGGUCGAUAUCCUUGGAAGGUUGAGGAUCUCUUCAAGAGAUAUGGUGAUGUUGUGAGAAUCGCGCCGAAUGAGCUAGUGUUUUGCCGUCCUCAAGCAUUCCAAGACAUCCACGGAAGCGCGGUGAACAACCGCGAGACCUUUACCAAGACAAACUUUCAAGAUAUGGGAGUGUCUCCAGAGCCCGGUAUUUCGGCUGAGAGAGACCCAGACAUCCACCGCGAGGGUGCACGCAAGUUGGUCACGUCUUUCAGCUCCAGGGCGGCUCGGAGCUACGAGCCUGUGAUACACGAUCAUGUGGACUGUUUCAUUCGCAAACUGGAACAUUACCGCAACGGUGGCGAAGUACUCAAUGCCAGCAAGUGGUUUGACUACUUGGCUUGGGACCUAGCCGGCGAUUUGACAUAUGGACGAGAUUUUGGCCAUGUCCAAAAAGGUGAAGCAUCUAUCUUCCUUUCAACCUUCCUGAAAGUUGGGCCCUGGGGGACCGUGAACCAAAUCACUCGGAAAUUCCCUCUUCUGCGGCCUUUGAUGUGGGUCAUGAUUCCUCCAAGUAUCGUCUUGACCAUGCCGACCCUGCUACGGCUCAACCAUCAAGAAGUCAAGGCGCGCAUCAAUCGACGGCAUGCACUCGAUCAUCCGGACUAUAUGCAGAGUCUGAUACCCGUGCAAGAUGGAGAUCUUCCUACAGACGAUUGGAUCUUCGCACAGGCCGAUCAGAUGAUGGCCGCAAGUUUCGAUCCGCUCACAAAUGUCCUCACGGCAAGCGUCUUUUAUCUGGGAAUGAAUCCAGAGAAGAUGGCCAGGACAGUCACCGAAAUCAGGGAAUCAUUUGAAAAGUACGAGAAUAUCACUGCAGAUGGGCUCCAGAAUUGCAAAUAUCUGACGGCCGUCAUCGAUGAGUGCAUGAGGAUCCACACCAACGCUGCCUUUGGGUUGCCGCGUGUGAGCCCAGGGGCCACGGUAGACGGGCACUAUGUGCCGAAAGGAUGCGUCGUCCAGACAUCUCACUUCUCCACGACGCACGACGAGCGGUUCUUUCACCUCGCGCGGGAAUUCCACCCAGAGCGCUUUCUGCCACCGUCGCAUCCGCUUUACGAUCAAAGGUUUCGCACAGACUGCAAAGAUGCCUUUUUACCAUUCUCAUCAGGAUUCCACUCACCCACCGGCAGUAUCGGCGCGGCGCUGGCCGUUGAAUUCUCUCACCGCGGCCAGACAGUCUUUGCAUCCGGCCGCUCCUUCAAUGAGAUCGAUCCCGAAAUCCUGGAAGCCAGAAAAGAUGAUCAGGUCCCAGGAACAAUACAUACGCUGGAGCUCGACGUGACCUCCCAGGUGUCCAUCGACGCUGCCUUCCAGCUUGUGUCGGCGACAACCGGCUGCAGACUGGACAUGCUCAUCAACAACGCGGGGGUAAUCAGCGUCAUGCCGUUCGCGGACGAACCCGUCGAGGCGGUCAAAAAGCUGUACGAUGUCAACGUCUUCGGGAUAUGGGCGGUCACCCAGACAUUCCUGCCUCUGCUCGUGGCCUCGCGUGGUUUAGUUGCCGACCUGGGCAGCAUCGACCCUGUUGCUUGCCCGCCCUACUUCUCUGCAUAUAGUUCCUCCAAAGCCGCUGCCGAGUGUAUCAAUCGGACCAUCAGGCGUGAGCUUGCGCCGUUUGGGGUGCGAGUCGUGAAUAUCAAGUCUGGCAGCGUAGGAACACGGCUUUUCGAGAAUUCUCCCCGGGUACCGCUCCCAUCGGGAAGUCUAUACUCUAGUCUUAGGCAGUGGAUUGAAAGCCGCGCCUUCCUUGAGUUCAGUUUAUCAAGACAGAGCUCAAUAAGCGAGUAUUCUCGGACACUUGCGGACAAGCUUCUGAGCGAUCGCUAUGAGCCGGUCAUAUGGAUCGGCGGGAUGAGCCUGAUGACCUGGAUUUAUAGUCUCUUUGGCUGGGAAACUGCCAUGGAUCAGACAAUGAUACAGGGCAGUAAGCUCAACGAAGUGCGGAUCAGUGCAUCAACUGGGAAUUGA